Scophthalmus maximus (turbot) is the source of this 3020-nucleotide messenger RNA. It is a transcript of the gene pak2b, whose product is annotated as p21 protein (Cdc42/Rac)-activated kinase 2b. NCBI's taxonomy places the organism in Eukaryota, Metazoa, Chordata, Actinopteri, Pleuronectiformes, Scophthalmidae. The transcript has 15 exons. Bases 642 to 2234 code for a protein of 530 amino acids. Gene Ontology annotation, molecular function: protein serine/threonine kinase activity; ATP binding. The record is from RefSeq and is a predicted model, not a curated record. Gene Ontology annotation, cellular component: cytoplasm. Gene Ontology annotation, biological process: regulation of axonogenesis; regulation of MAPK cascade; intracellular signal transduction.
GAACUGCACCAACUCAAAUGUUCAGUUUUUGGAGUUUCCACAUGUCGUUGGAGCUCAGAGGUUGUGGACGAUCUGUCCGUCACUGGUGGACUCGGACAGACACCUUUCAUCUGGAACACUCGCCGAUCGCUCCGGGGCUGGCUCGGUAGUUCCGCUUCCCCUGCGCCAUAGCGGAAUCACCCAAGGGCCCAAACGAUAGGAGCGAAAGUUGAAUUGUAAAUAGUCCAAGUCCCAGUUUCCACCGCGUUAUCUGCACGCGGUGUGAACCACCGAGGAACUUCUCUGACCGGAUCUACAGACGCGUCGCGGGCCGUCGAGGAUCGUCCGCUGGUCGAGUUCUACUCAAGUCGAGCUGGUGGGGAACCUCCGGUGAGCUCCGCUGCUCCUGCGCCGCCGCCGCCGCUAGCCCGCAAAUUAAAGCACACCUGCGCAGGCUGCUUCGCACCCUCUCUCCGGUGCGACCUGGUGCUUCCCGUCCCGUCUGCGGCACAUCCUCUCGUGGCGCAUGCGCACGCCCGUGCCCCAGGCUGAUGUGAGCGCCGCCUCGCUCCCUCUCCGUUUGCCGCCCUCUCCAUCCUCGCCCCCGUCGUGCUCCCCUGCCCCGUUUGGUCCCUUGAGCUCCUCGAAAGAAGCUCCCAGCGAUGUGUGAUAACGGCGACCCUGAAGACAAACCCCCCGCUCCUCCGGUCAGGAUGAGCAGCACCAUCUUCAGCACCAGCUCUGGCAAAGACUCACUCUCGGCCAACCACAGCUCCAAACCGCUGCCCUCUGUGCCGGAAGAAAGGAAACCUCGCAACAAGAUCAUCUCAAUCUUCUCCGGCGCCGAGAAAGGUGGCAGAAAGAAAGACAAAGACAAAGAGCGACCAGAGAUCUCACCACCUUCAGACUUUGAACACACCAUACACGUUGGGUUUGAUGCUGUCACAGGGGAGUUCACCGGUAUGCCAGAGCAAUGGGCUCGACUACUCCAGACCUCAAACAUCACCAAGUCCGAGCAGAAGAAAAACCCACAGGCUGUACUUGACGUUCUAAAGUUCUAUGACUCCACGGGCAACGGUCGUCAGAAGUACCUCAGCUUCUCAUCCUCUGAAAAAGACGCAUUCACUCCGGGGCCUCAGUCUCCCGUCAGAAAAGGCACUGAACCCUCAUCUCCGAACAUCAAAGACAUCGAUGACGACGACGACGAUGAAACUCCUCCUCCUGUUGUGGCACCACGACCAGAACACACCAAGAGUAUGUAUACUCGCUCUGUCAUUGACCCCAUCCCCGCUCCAAGCACGUGUCCAGACGGAGAUGCUGCCUCCAAGGCUACAGACAAACAGAAAAAGAAGGGCAAGAUGUCUGACGAGGAGAUAAUGGACAAACUGAGAACCAUUGUCAGCAUUGGAGAUCCCAAGAAGAAGUACACCAGAUAUGAAAAAAUUGGGCAGGGGGCAUCAGGAACAGUCUUCACAGCCAUAGAUGUUGCCACAGGACAGGAGGUCGCCAUUAAACAGAUAAACCUACAGAAGCAGCCGAAGAAGGAGCUGAUCAUCAAUGAGAUUCUAGUGAUGAAGGAGUUGAAGAACCCCAACAUUGUUAACUUUUUAGACAGUUUCCUGAUGGGGGAGGAGCUGUUUGUGGUGAUGGAGUAUCUGGCUGGCGGCUCGCUGACAGAUGUGGUGACGGAGACCUGUAUGGAUGAGGCCCAGAUAGCAGCUGUCUGCCGAGAGUGUUUACAAGCUUUGGAAUUCCUACAUGCGAAUCAAGUCAUCCACAGAGACAUCAAAAGCGACAAUGUGUUACUCGGGAUGGAUGGGUCCGUCAAGUUAACCGAUUUUGGCUUCUGUGCCCAGAUCACUCCAGAGCAGAGCAAGCGCAGCACCAUGGUUGGCACACCUUACUGGAUGGCUCCUGAGGUGGUGACCAGGAAGGCGUAUGGGCCUAAAGUAGACAUUUGGUCGCUGGGCAUUAUGGCCAUUGAGAUGGUUGAAGGCGAGCCUCCCUAUCUGAAUGAGAACCCACUACGAGCGUUGUACCUGAUUGCCACGAACGGCACACCCGAGCUUCAGAAUCCUGAGAAGCUGUCUCCAGUUUUCCGAGAUUUCCUCAACCGUUGCUUGGAAAUGGAUGUAGAGAAAAGAGGCGGAGGCAAAGAGCUGCUGCAGCACCCGUUCCUGAAGCUGGCGAAGCCGCUCUCCAGCCUCACACCUCUCAUCCUGGCAGCCAAGGAGGCCAUGAAGGGCAAUCGUUAGCUGAUGAAACUAGCUCCUCUGCCUUCCCAUGCUGUGCACAGAUAUGUGCCAACCGUUUUAGAUUUCGUGCCAGACAAUAGGCGGAGAGUGACUCGCCACUCUUGAUGCACCAGCCUUAUAAGCCCUGACGAACCUCACUGUGAAGAAGACCAAAAAUCUAGAGCACAACCCCACCGCUGUCCAUAUGAACUCUAUUCUCACUCAGAUGUCAGAAGACAAGUCACACUUAAGUGCUUAGUGUCAGAGUCAGUCGUAGUUGUUUUUUACAACAAGUGACAAGUCAGGGCUUGGCUUGUAUUUAACUUGGAAUGAAGAAGAUGCCUAGUUCUGUUUAGUUUUUUAAUCAACUGCCUUAAACAAAUGUAAAAUGUUGCCUAAUGUAUUGUUGAUUGUGUCCGUGUCUCUUCCCAUGAUUUUUACUACCUUUGUAAUUUAACCUUUCAGCUCGUCAGUGUCUUAGUUAUUUUGAUACUUGAAUUUCAUGUGUCCCCUUCCUUGUUAUGUAAUGGGUCUCAUUCAAAGAGCACUCGCGUUUUCCACAUCGACCCGUGUUUUAUGGACAUCUUCUCUCACCAAUUUUAUAGGAAACAUUUCAUUACAUUCGUCAUGGACGUGCUGUGUUUGUGUCGUUCUCCGGUUGACAGACCUACUGUACCAGCUCCUCCCCUGUAUCAUUAGAAUCCUGAUAUCAGAAGUGCACCUUACAGGCAAAUCAAAUUGUUAGAUUGACAGGGUUUAUACUUUAUUCUCUAUUGUUGUUAUUAAAAAUGAGUAUUGUAUGUUGAA